Haliotis rufescens (red abalone) is the source of this 2868-nucleotide messenger RNA. Its product is annotated as sodium- and chloride-dependent glycine transporter 1-like. Gene Ontology annotation, biological process: sodium ion transmembrane transport. The transcript has 15 exons. The record is from RefSeq and is a predicted model, not a curated record. The coding region runs from base 66 to 2795 and encodes 909 amino acids. Gene Ontology annotation, cellular component: membrane. Lineage: Eukaryota; Metazoa; Mollusca; Gastropoda; Lepetellida; Haliotidae.
UACAACAGUCGACGCACGUCUCCAGCACAGCGUCAGUUGUUGCUCAGGAUCCUCAACGGUACGCCAUGAAGCUGUUACGUGGCAGCUGGGGGACGAAGGUGGAGUUCAUCCUCACUUGCGUCGCCUAUGCAGUUGGCCUGGGAAACGUGUGGAGGUUUCCAUACUUGGCCUUCAAGAAUGGUGGAGGUGCGUUCCUCAUCCCCUACUGGAUCAUGCAAGUGUUCAUAGGCAUGCCUCUGUUCUUCAUGGAGCUGUCGUUCGGCCAGUUUGCUGGACAAGGCCCUAUCACCAUCUGGAAGGCCAAUCCACUUCUGAAAGGUAUUGGGAUCAGCAUGGUGAUUGUCUGCUCCUUCAUCGUCCUUUACUUCACCGUCAUCGUCGGCUACAUCGCCUUCUACUUCUUCUCCUCCAUGCAGUCUCCUCUCCCCUGGUCCCACUGCGGGCAUCACUGGAGCAGUCCAAACUGUCGGGUCGAUGUACCAGGUGCUGUUGAUAACAUCACGACAGGGAAUCUCACCACCGACCUCCAGGUGGGAAGCAUGAACAUCAGCAACAUCAGCCACUACAACCGGACCAUUUCCCCGACUGAAGACUAUUUCACAAAUUUCGUCCUGGGGAUGACGUCGGGACUGGGAGACAUGGGCAACCUCAACUGGAAAGUGUGUCUGUGUUGUCUUUUUGCCGGCAUUGUCGUAUUCCUUGUGCUCAUCCGGGGAAUCAAGUCACUCGGCAAGGUCGCAUACUUCAACGCCACCUUCCCCUACGUGCUGCUGUUGUCCCUCCUGAUCAACGCCAGUCUUCUCCCGGGAGCCACGGAGGGCAUCCUGUAUUUCCUGACCCCCAAGUGGCACCGCCUGGCGGACGCCUCGGUAUGGAGCGAUGCUGCAACACAGGUAUUCUUCUCUCUCGGUGUCGGCAUGGGCGGCCUGAACCUCAUGGCGAGCUUCAACAACUUCAAGAACAAUUGUUUGAGGGACGCCAUACUGGUGCCGUGUGUGGACUGCCUAACCAGCUUCCUGUGCGGCCUGGUAGUGUUCGCCGUCCUGGGGUUCAUGGCGCAUGACAAGGGGGUUGGUAUCGAGGAGGUUGCUGUAGGGGGACCUGGCCUGGCCUUCAUUGCGUACCCUGAGGCCCUCUCAAGGAUGCCCGUGCCCACCCUCUGGGCCAUCCUGUUCUUCUUCAUGAUGCUCAUCAUCGGGUUCAGCUCUCUGUUCACCAUGACGGAGACGGUGGUGGCAUCGCUCUGUGACGAAUAUCCUUCAUUACUGAGGAAGACAUGGAAGAGAACUCUCAUCUUCCGGGGUAUCGUUUCCACCGCUCUCUUCCUGUUAGCGUUGCCAAUGACAACAGGGGCCGGCAUCUACCUCCUUGACAUCGUCGACUCCUCUGUUGGCGGCUUUCCUCUGCUGUUCAUCGCCAUCGCCGAGAUCGUUGCCAUCAUGUACAUAUACGGGUACCGGAGGUUUGCCGAGGACCUUCAGAUGAUGAUGGGGAAGAAACUGUCUGUGUACUGGAAGAUGUGCUGGUGUUUUAUCGGCCCCGCUAUUCUCACUGGGGUGGUGGUGUUCAAGAGCUGCCGAUUCCAGCCCCUGGGCUAUGUGGACUACAUCUACCCGGCUUGGGCCCAGGCGCUAGGGUGGUUGGUCAUGACUGUCUGCAUUGUCUUCAUCCCGGGUUGGUUCAUCGUCUACUUCCUCAGAUACGGCGGAUGCAAGAUGAUUGCUAAAAUGUCCCGGCCAGCUCCUGAUUGGGGUCCUCGACUACCCGAAAAUAGAACCGGCAUAUACGCGGACGGCGACAGCAACACUGAAGUGACAUCUGAUAUUCCCGCCAUCGUUAUCAGCGACGUGGACGACCAGGCAUCUGGCAAUGACAUCAAAGGUGUGCGUGCAAAGGGAGGAGAUGGCUCCGUCAGAACGAAGCACACGAAGGGCGGGGGGAAACAGGAAACACCAACUGGGCGUAAGGACUCGCCAAGCAUGAAAGGGAACAAGAUCGGCAGUUUCAAGGGUACUGGAAAGGUCCAUGACCUAGAAGACGACUACACUGAAAACGCUUCUAAAACCACCAACAGCAUCAAAGGAGCCUCCGUAGAAAUGAAACGUGUGGACAGCGUUAAAAGACAGGCCAGUAUUAAAGGGGCACCGCAAGGCAGUUUGAAAGGGGCAUCUGUAGUAUCUGUUAAGGGGGCAGCCGUAACGACCGUUAAAGGAGAACCCAUUACUGGCGUGAAAGGGGUACCUGUAGGUGUUAAGGGGACAGCCGUAACGACCGUUAAAGGAGAACCCAUUACUGGCGUGAAAGGGGUACCUGUAGGUGUUAAGGGGACAGCCGUAACGACCGUUAAAGGAGAACCCAUUACUGGCGUGAAAGGGGUACCUGUAGGUGUUAAGGGGACAGCCGUAACGACCGUUAAAGGAGAACCCAUUGCUGGCGUUAAAGGAGUACCCGUAGCAACUGUUAAAGGAGCUACCGUAACCAGUGCAAACAGAGCACCCAUUACCAGCGUCAAAGAAGCAUCUAUGGCCUUCGUCAAAGGAGCGACCGCAGCCAAUGUCAAAGGGUCACCCGUAGUCAGUGUCAAGGCGACAGACGUUGCCAGUGUUAAAAAUGUACCAACAUCCAACAUCCAAGAAGCCCCCGAAGUUCCAGUGAUCCAAGACUUCAGUGUGGCAGAGGUCAUUGGCAAACAUGUAGGCGACGUGAGGAAGACACAAGGGGGAGGUAACUCUGUAUACGAACUGGAAGAUGCCGCCACGACGGAUAUAAUGCCGGGACGAAGAGGGCAGUGGUAACCGAGGAGCUCCAUGGCGUUAACUGAAGAAGCAUAAGACAUUGAGUCAGCCUCCAAGUGGACGAUGGAACGCC